UGGCGGCGGUUAAAACCGCGCCGAGACAUUUACGCAUCGCAUUCGAGGCAUCCGAAGGCGUCCGAAGUCACUGGCUUACAUGGCAGGCUCAGUUUCGGAUUCAGUUGGUUUAUCUUCAGCUCCAGCCUCUGAUUUAGGUUCCGAUUUCGGCGGUGACGGCGGUUAUAUUUACGAUUGUUGUGCAAUGGCAAAAUCGAUAACAGAAACAACGACGAGAACCACAAAAUCUACGACAGCAUCCAUAACUGCAAUACACACACGCAAAAGCACCACAACAAUCGCAUUUGUUUUGCUGUUAAUCCUCUGCUGUUUAUGUGAUUACAACUAUGGAAGCUGGGCAUCACAAUGCUGGAGGAAGCACAAUUCCGGCUCGAUCCAAACGCCAGAUGGAGAAUUUAAGCGACCCUUCGGCAUACUCUGCACAUAUCGCUGCUUUCUCUGGUUUCCGCCAAUCUAUCCGUACUGCGAAUUCAUAUUCGAUCUGCGCUUAUCGAGGCACUUCACAUCCUUUCCGGACUGCUACGAGAUUCGGUGCAACGAGACGUUCUCCUUUUUCGGCAAGGAGCCCCACUACUGACCCACUCGGCUACCGCUGAGCCACCACUUCCCCUCCCUCUUUUUUUUUGAGUGCUAUCUGUGACUAAGAAUUGUAUGCUUCAAUAAAU
This is a messenger RNA of Drosophila takahashii, 665 nucleotides long. RefSeq lists its product as uncharacterized. Lineage: Eukaryota; Metazoa; Arthropoda; Insecta; Diptera; Drosophilidae. The record is from RefSeq and is a predicted model, not a curated record.